Scaptodrosophila lebanonensis is the source of this 3048-nucleotide messenger RNA. It is a transcript of the gene Tak1, whose product is annotated as mitogen-activated protein kinase kinase kinase 7. The transcript is spliced from 9 exons. The record is from RefSeq and is a predicted model, not a curated record. The coding region runs from base 480 to 2537 and encodes 685 amino acids. Lineage: Eukaryota; Metazoa; Arthropoda; Insecta; Diptera; Drosophilidae. Gene Ontology annotation, molecular function: ATP binding; MAP kinase kinase kinase activity; magnesium ion binding. Gene Ontology annotation, biological process: JNK cascade; protein phosphorylation; positive regulation of canonical NF-kappaB signal transduction.
AGAGAAAUGCGAAAUUGGUGGAAAAUUUAUAGCAUCGGCGGGUCAAACCAAUAAAGUGCGUUAUAUAUUUUAAGCCUCAAAUGUUCCAGAGCAGGCCGCAAGGUGAAUUAAGUGCGCACGUUCGUCCGUUGCGCCUCAAUAGGAUAUGCGUGCAGAAUUGCCAUUUUUGCUGGUCGAUAUAAACUUGCCAUUGGCUGUCUAUUAAAGAAUUUUAAAACGUGCAGAAACCAAUUUGGACCUACAUAGUAACAACAACUACGGAGGCGAGAACAAUGUCAAUGUCGGCGCAAUAAGGCAGAACUAACAAUAUCGACGACAUAAAUACGCAGUAGUGCCAAGUAUAUUGUGCGUAUCGUUGGUGUUGGAUCGUCGGCGGGGGUGGCGGCAGGCAGACAACAGCUGGUACCGUGGAAUUGAUAACAAAUAAAAUUACUUGGAACAGGCAACAACAGUCAACAAAGUGGCAAAAGCAGCCCAAAAUGGCUGCAACAAUUGCCGGCGCAACGCCCGCGGUUGACUUUCAGGACAUACGGCUGGAGGAGAAAGUCGGUCAUGGGUCCUAUGGCGUGGUCUACAAGGCCACUUGGCGCAAUCAGCUGGUGGCUGUCAAAGAGUUUGGUGCCAGCGCCGAACAGAAGGCCAUCGAAACGGAAGUCAAGCAAUUGUCGCGCGUUAAGCAUGUCAAUAUAAUCGCAUUGUAUGGGCUAUCUUCGUAUCAGCAGUCAACUUACCUAAUUAUGGAAUAUGCAGAGGGCGGGUCACUCCACAAUUUUUUGCAUGGCAAAGUGCAGCCAGCAUAUUCGCUUGCACAUGCAAUGAGCUGGGCGCUUCAAUGCGCGGAGGGUGUUGCCUAUCUGCAUGCCAUGUCGCCUAAGCCGCUGAUACAUCGAGACCUGAAGCCACUUAACUUACUGCUGACGAACAAGGGUCGCCAUCUGAAAAUAUGUGAUUUCGGUACCGUAGCCGACAAGUCCAGCCUGAUGACGAACAAUCGUGGCAGCGCCGCUUGGAUGGCACCCGAGGUUUUUGAGGGCUCAAAAUAUACGGAGAAGUGUGAUAUUUUCAGUUGGGCCAUUGUGCUGUGGGAGGUGCUGUCACGCAAGCAGCCCUUCAAAGAAAUUGACAACACAUACUCCAUUAUGUGGAAAAUACACAAGGGGGAACGUCCGCCUUUGUUGCACAACUGCCCCAAGCGGAUUGAAGAUCUAAUGACAGCCUGUUGGAAAACGACGCCCGAGGAGCGGCCGUCCAUGACAUAUGUGGUCAAAGUAAUGAACGAGAUUAUCAAAGACUACUCGGGCGCCGAUAAACCGCUAGAAUACACAUUUAUUAACCAGCAGAUCGUGACCAAAGAUGGCGAUGGCACAAUGAACGAGAGUGCACACUACGAUGUUUUGGAUACGAACAAUUUGAGUCCUAAUGCCACUGACUCGAGUGUAACUUCCACACAGCUGACGCCAACAAAUCCGCGAAGAACAACAACAACAAACACUGAAGCAACCACAACAAGUUCAACCUCAACCACAAAUACCUCAAAUACAUCAACGCCCACAAAUGCGGGCAACAUUGACAAUAAUGCGGUCUUCCAGACAACGCCAAAACCAACAACUACUUCGCAAGUGCCACAAUUGACAAUAGUUACCAGCACUACCUGGGAUGCCAUACCCGAGGAGGACAGUGUGUGCGAAACUCGAAACGAUAGCUUCAAUCUAUCAUCAUCAAAGGAAGCAACGAAACGUUUGGAGUCCAUACGAAAUAGUAUGAUGCAGAGUGCACGCACACCCAUGUCCGAGCUGACAUUGGUUGUAGAACCGAAUGACUUCGACCAGGGUCGCAAUGACAGCUGCAUGGCGAAAAGCGAUGGCAAGGAACGGCUCACAGUGACGGACACCAAGCCGGUGAUAAUGACUGCCCCAAGCCACACACUGGCUACAGAUCUAAGCAAUAACAAUAACAACAAUAAUAACAACCACAGCAGCAGCAGCACCACCACCACCACCACCACCACAGGCGCUAACGACAAUAACGAUGCCGACAACAACGAUGAAGAUAGUGACCGUUGCGCCGAUAUGGAGGAGAAUGAUGGCACCGAUCAAUCACUGGCCGAGAUGCUGGACCCCGAACUGCAGCCCGUGCUGCCCAUACCAAAUAAUGCUGAGUCGCAGGCGAUUUAUCGCGAUCAUCGUCACAUGGCCAAAGAGUAUCUGGCAGUGGACACAAGUCUCUACUACGCGCAGGACUUUAAAGAGAAGCUGAUCCUGCAAAUGGAUGGCAUGGAGCGUGAAGAUAAAAAGGAUCUGUUGCGCAAAAUCAAGCAUAAGGAGGAUCUACAGGAUCUGUACAAUAGUCUGCGACAGCAGUGGCAGAAGCGGCCCCCCUGCCAGGCCCUGAACAUGCACCUGCCGGGAGGUGGCAACAAUAGCAACAGCGUCAGCAAUACGGAUGUGAUCGGCAGCAACUUGCCAAAUCGGGACAGGGAGGCAGAAGAUGGUUGGGUGGUGAUAGCGCCCAUUUCCGCACGCACCAAUCAGUCUUAGCUUGGGAAUUUUUAGAUUUGUAGCCAUGUACUUGUAUAGGAUAUGUACUUCUCGUAUGUUCUCUCUGUUGCAGUUCGUCCCUCACAGUGUAUUUGUAUGUGUCCUUUAGCUGUACGAUAUAACGAAUGCAACGCUAUAGUCAUAAGUUUUAGUCUUGCAAUUAUACGAGUAUGUGCAUAUAUGUAUUUAUAUAGCCUUGUGUAUGUCUGUGCAUAUAAAUACCAGCCAUAUAUGUUCUACUGUAAGCGUUUAGGUUUUAAUUUCGCAUCUAAGUCCGUUUUGUUAACCAAUGUGAUUCGAAAAGAGAGUGUACUGGUUCGCUUGUUUCAUUUUAAUCGCGUCUUUCGUCAUGUCUUGUGUAUUUAAAGAAAAGAGAGCAAACAUUUUGUCAUUUUAAUAUUAUUGUUGCACGCAAUGAGUGCGAUGUAACAACACAAGCAAACUAAAAUAUUUGAGUCACAUUUACCAAAAAUAUAUUAUAUAAAAUAUGUUAAGCAUGUAAAUAUACACA